GUGACGUGUGUUAUCCGCCGCCUGUUGGUCUUUCACAGUUGGCGACGAGUGUUAUGAAAAUGGCCUCGACCCUACCCGUAAGCACGGAUAACCGGAGAAGAUGACGACGUUGAGCUUUUUAAGUCAGCGGUACACCAAAGUGUCUUCUUUGAAUACGUAGGUACUAGUGAAGUAAGCAAAAACAAAGAAACUGUCGUUAAACGACCGACUAAAAAUACCACAGACCACUGCAUAUUUUCGUAGGGCUGAGGAGCCACUAUGGAGGAUAUCAACUCAAAUAUCAACGCGGACUUGGAGGUGCGGAAGCUGCAGGACUUGGUGAAGAAGCUCGAGCAGCAAAAUGAACAGCUUCGGAGUAGGUCCACGAUGUUGUCCUCGUCCGGAGCGAUGUCAGGGAACCACAGACCCCUCAGCGACGGAUACGACUCGUCGUCUCUGUCAGCGGGGAUGGCAGCCGGUCUGGCCGGCUUCCCUGGGGUGGGGUUCGUCGGAACGGGAGGCUACAGUGGGCUGUUGGAGAAUAACCGCUGCUUGAGCCCCAGACUGUCUUACGACGGCAUCAGCUUCAGGAGGGCGUAUGAAUGUGAGGGAGCAUCGGCUGCCACCUCCGUGUCGACUAUGAACUCACUCUAUUCAGACCCCACCGGGAGCUUCACAGAUGAAGGGGAAACAUCCAUCCUAGAUGAAGUGGAAAUCUUAGAUCUCGAAGACAUGGAUUGUCUAAACGAAGACGAGGACAGCUGGCUAUAUGAGACGAAACUGAAUGCCCCCCUGCAAAAAUCCUUGAGUCCUAUUGUGUGGUGCCGCCAAGCUCUUGACAACCCCAGUCCUGAGAUGGAAUCAGCCAAGCGCUCCCUCAUCCACAGAUUGGACCUCACCAUGUCAGCCAACAAGCGCAGGAGCCUGUAUGGAAGCCCCUACAACCAACAGGGUUAUGGAAGCCCGUACAGCACAAACGCAGCCAACAGCCCUUACAGCAGUGGCUUCAACUCCCCCUCCUCAACCCCCAGCAGAAUGCCUGUUGUCAGACAGCAGCUAAUGGCUGGGAACACAGCACACCAGCGAAACGCAGCAGCAGAGAGGAAUCCUCCGGCGGUUAGUCCCCAGUCGUCUGUUGACAGUGAGCUGAGCACUUCAGAAAUGGACGAGGACUCAGUGGGCUCCUCAACCACCUACAAACUCAAUGAUGUCACUGAUGUUCAAAUAUUGGCACGCAUGCAGGAAGAGAGUUUGAGACAGGACUAUGCUGCAACAGCGUCCAGACGGAGCUCGGGUUCCUCUUGCCACUCGUUGCGGCGCAGCACCUUCAGCGACCAGGAGUUAGAUGCACACAGUCUGGAGGACGAUGAGGAAGCGGUGCACCCAGCCUUCCACCUGCCCUCCAACCGCUUCAGCCCCUCCCCUCGACACUCUCCCCGCGCCUCCCCCAGGAAUUCGCCCCGUUCGCGCUCCCCUGCUCGUUCUAUUGACUACAGCCACAGCCGUGGCUCGCCUCAGCCCAUCAUCAGCCGCCUGCAGCAGCCUCGCCACUCACUGCAGGGCCACGGGCACGACCUGCAGACCAAUGUGGUGAAGAAUGAAGAAAAGCUGCGUCGUAGUCUUCCCAACCUCACACGCUCCUCAGCAGCACCGGCGCAGGCCCCAGAGCCUGUCAAGAACAGCCGCAGCUGCGAGUCCAACCUGCAAGUGCCAAAUGGUGGCUCUCCUCGACACCAGAGCCAGUCUGCUACAGCACCUCAGCUCCCAAGAUACUCGACCCCCUCUCGCUCCUCUCCGAAACCCAAACAGCACCUCCAAAGGCCAACUGCCCUGCGAGUCCCACUCUCCUGUUGCUUUGGAGAAGAAGGUGAUUUCAUCCCCUCUCCCAGUAAACUGCGAACUCCCGCCACCCCGUCCCCACUGGCCUUGAGGCAGCCAGUAAAAGCCACACCCAACCCUGGUUCUGCCAACUCAACCCCCACCCGCUCCCUGGCUCCUCCACGUAGCGGCCUGCCCCGUCCCAGUGUUUCUGCGGGAGGGGGCAUCCCUCUGCCUCGCAGCAAAUUGGCCCAGCCUGUGCGCAGAUCUCUUCCUGCUCCUCGGACCUAUGGCAGCACAGGUGACAACUGGAGAGAAGGUUGUUACUGAGGCGAGCCAGCAGGGGGCUCUCCGGUCAAACUGUCAACACGAGGAGGCAGACAUUACAACAUGGCACUUUAUCUACCUAGAUAAUUUUGACAGUGAAGAGAGAAAGUGAGAGACUAUGUCCCAACAAUAUAUACAAUUCAGAAUUUAAGAAAAAGGAGAGGACAGUGUCCACAUAAUGUCAACGAGGACCUCCCAUUGUGUUUCUCUGUGGGGGACUGGCACUGGAGGGGUCAGGCAUGUAGUGCAAACAGCCCAUAAAAUGCCAAAGAAACCAGACCGACUCCAGCUCCGCCAUCAGACAACACAUCACCUGCCUUGGUUUGACUGCAAUCAUUUGUCAGACAGUCAUAUCACUACAUCGCCCUGCUUUCCUCCCACUCCUCUGCCCUGUUCUUUCACCUCCCUCAGGUUGAAAUGUUUCCACGCAUUUCUCUCUUUAUGCUCUGUGUUUAACAGAUGUGGGUGAAUGAUCUCUAUGAUGAUGCUUUGCAGGUGAACUGUCCCGUAAUGUUAGAGAAUCGUUGAUGUCUUGCAACAGUGAAAGCACCUCUGCGUGGAUAUGACGUUUAAGAAUCUUUCCUCUUGUAAAAUCAGCCAGAAUGUAUGCACAAGUUUGUUUUGGAAAUUAUUUAUUCAAAUUAUUUAAGAAGUGUAUGUCCAAACAUCCAUAUCAGUAUUUUGUUUUAAGAUUUCGAUUGUUUAAAAUGUACAUUUUGAACCUCAACUGCAAGCUAAAUCUCCAAAGCCUUUUUUUUAAUUUUUAAAGUGUCAAACCAGGGCUUAGGAGCAACCCGGGUGAUUAACUAGACCUCGGCCAAAGCCUCAGUUCUGACUUGUACCACACUUUGCCAAGAUUAUAAUUUUCCAUUGAAGUGCUUAAAUUGGUUCAGUUUCAGUUCAGGAACCAGUUAAAAUAUAUCUGAUAUCUCAAACAAACUCCAUCUACUGAGAAAGAAACCUGAGCUCAGAAAAAAAAACAUGUUUUGUCCCUAUUCACCCAUUCAGCCGAUGAAACCAAGAAACUUUGAAGUUGUUCAUUAAAUUUCCACAGCAGAUUCGUCAGUGUAUAUCAUUCAUGCUAAGAAAAAAAAUGGAAAAAUAUCUUGAGUAAGAUGACAAGCUGAAUAAAUUUUGGCUGGCUUUUACCUCUUGUGCUAUGACAAUAAAUCGCAAGGUGUGCCAGUGUUAGGGAAGGUGUUCUGGUAAUGGGUGUGGUGGGUGUUCCUAAACUAGUGCCUAUAAUUUAAAGUUUCACUUAUGUUUAUCAUUUUGUGCCAAUUUCUUGGUUUGCCAAAUAAUAACUGCAAUUUUACUUCUCUGUUUGACUGAUUUGCUUGCCUGUUUUUUUUGUAAUUAAAUCAAUACAUUUAUAAUUGCUUUAAAAAAAUGUUUAAUAUGCGCCUUCAUAUUUAUAACUAAUUACUCAUUCUGUAAAUGAAACUAUUUAUUAAAGAGAGAGGUGCCUCUGUCAAAGCUCAGAUUUAGUGGGAAGCUAGAACGAAUGUUGCAAAAAGACAUACCACACCUUUUGUGUGAAAGUUUUUGUUAUUGAACUUUUUUUUAUAUCCACAAACAUGACAUUUGGUUUCCCUGUGUAAAGUCACAUUUCAAA
Molecule: messenger RNA, 3739 nt
Organism: Xiphias gladius (swordfish)
Lineage: Eukaryota; Metazoa; Chordata; Actinopteri; Istiophoriformes; Xiphiidae
Gene: slain2
Product: SLAIN motif family, member 2
Exons: 10
Coding region: 259-2127 (622 amino acids)
Biological process (GO): microtubule nucleation; positive regulation of microtubule polymerization; cytoplasmic microtubule organization
Cellular component (GO): microtubule plus-end
Source: RefSeq, a predicted model, not a curated record